ACACCGGACCAGCCUUCACACAGCACAGUGCGAGCACCAAACGUGUGUGUGUAUCCAACAUACGCUUCCCACGCUGCUCUGAAAAAGAAAAAUAUGGAGAAAAAGAGCGAGAUCAACGGACACGCCAUGCCCAGCUCGGCAUCUACUGACCGGAUCAUGGAGAAAAGCGCGCGGAAGAGCUUCAGGGAGAAGCUGAUGGAGUUUCUGAGGAAGAACCUGCUGGUGAUCAUGACGGUGUCUGGGGUGCUGGUGGGCGUCGGGCUUGGGAUGAUGGUCCGCAACAUGAACCUUACCAAGGCUCAGAUGACCUACUUCGCCUUCCCGGGAGAGAUGCUCCUCAGGAUGCUGAAGAUGAUCAUUCUGCCCCUGGUCGUCUGCAGCCUCGUGUCCGGCGCCGCCAGCCUGGACACUCGCUCCCUGGGCAAACUGGGGGGCAUCGCGGUCGGCUACUUUCUGGUGACCACGCUGAUCGCCUCGGGGAUCGGGGUGACUCUAGCCUUCAUCAUCAAACCCGGCGUGGGAGCAGGAUCUCUGAACACCAACAGCCUGGGACUGGAGAGCGUCAGCAACAACAAAGAGACCACCGACUCGUUUUUAGACCUGGCCAGGAAUCUAUUCCCAGCUAAUUUGGUGGCUGCUGCUUUCCGUUCUUAUGUCACCGACUACAAGAUGGUUGCUUCAGGGAACGACACAAACGGGACCACCCUCUAUCAAAAGGUGCCUAUUGGUACAGAAUCAGAUGGCAUGAACAUCCUCGGUCUGGUGUUGUUUGCCAUGGUGUUUGGCGUGGCACUAAGGAAGCUGGGAGAUGAGGGGGAAGAACUCAUCCGUUUCUUCAACGCUUUCAACGAGGCCACCAUGGUGCUGGUGUCCUGGAUCAUGUGGUAUGUCCCUUUUGGCAUCAUGUUCCUGGUGGGCAGUAAGAUUGUGGAGAUGGAAGAUGUGGUUCUUCUGGUCACUAGUCUGGGAAAAUACAUCUUUGCUUCGGUCCUGGGCCACAUCAUCCACGGAGGCAUCGUCCUGCCCCUCAUCUACUUUGGCUUCACACGCAAGAACCCCUAUAGUUUCCUGUCAGGCCUCAUCACACCCUUCACCACUGCCUUCGCCACUUGCUCCAGUUCAGCAACUCUUCCCUCUAUGAUAAAAUGUGUCGAGGAGAACAAUGGCGUAGACAAACGCAUCAGCCGCUUCAUCCUUCCCAUUGGGGCCACUGUCAACAUGGACGGGGCAGCCAUAUUCCAGUGCAUCGCUGCUGUCUUCAUCGCUCAGCUCAACAAUGUUGAGCUGAACGCUGGACAGAUCUUCACCAUCCUGGUGACAGCCACAGCCUCAAGUGUGGGUGCAGCUGGCAUCCCAGCCGGAGGCAUCAUUACCAUUGCCAUCAUACUGGAGGCCAUCGGCCUGCCGACCAACGACCUGUCCCUUAUGCUGGCUGUUGACUGGGUUGUGGAUCGUACCACAACGGUGGUGAAUGUCGAGGGCGAUGCUCUAGGUGCUGGAAUCCUCCACCACAUCAACCAGCAGGAGAUGAAGAAGCAGCAGGAGCGGCAGCAGCAGGGAGGGGAGCUGGCGGAGGUCCGGGUGGAGGCGGUGGCCAACGUCCAGGCGGAGGAGGAGACCUCGCCGCUCUUCAUGCACCAAACCAAAACCUCAGAGGCCAUGCCGGAGGCCAUCGAGUCUGUCCUGUAAACUCUUCAAGACUUUUCUUUUAUGCCCCCUGACCUUUCGGUACUUCUGAUGUUGCUGCUGACGGGAAACAAUUCUGACUCAGCGUCUUUGCAAAAAACAAGGUGACUGAUGGUUUGACUUGUGAGGAAAAACAAAGUGCCAUAGUAGCAGUCGUUCUAGAGCAUUGGCAGUUUACAGUAUCUCUAGUGCUGCUGUUGUGCUUUCGAAAUUCAGUCAAUCGGUUUCCAUCCAAGAAUUUUACUGCAGAUUAGGAUAUGAUGAAUUCGAGAAUCAUUGAUUUUGAAAACAUUUCCUCAUUCUAGCUGAAAAAACAAAUAUAUAUUUUCACUUUUUUGUAUUUCUUUUUUUUUUAUCAACGUAUUUUGUGAUAAACAGUAAUGAAAACACACUAUGUGUAAAAUCCUUAAAACAUUCCCAUAAAUAUCAUAGUUGUGUUUGUCUGAUGUAAUGUAUGAGAUGCUCACGGCCAUAAGUUUGUACAUUAGAGCACCAUCAAGUGCAUUUCUUUGUUUUUAUCUUCAGACAGCAAAUACAACGACCAACAUUAACUGUAGAACACUAACAACCAAAUGCUGACAAGCCAAAGUGUCUGACACAUGCUUGACAGUAUCCGUCAUAACUUAAUUACACGUUCGGGUUGCCUGUUGAUGCCUGUUAAAACACGACAACUCAGCUGGUGGAAACAUGUAUUUGUAUUUUGUUUGUUCAGCUCAGUCGCUUUACAUUCUUUUCCAGAUGCAAACAUCAAAUUGUGUCUUUCAAAAUCUAAUUAUUUUGAAAAGGGAUCCGUUUGGUCCCAAGUUUAAAGUUGUUGUUUGUUAUAAUUCAGUGAGAUGUUUCUAAGAAGUUCUCAGGCUUUAAUUUGCUGUCAAACAUUAACACUUCAAAUGGCAAGUUAAGAAGUUAGCUUCAUGCAACCUGUUUAUCUAGUGACAAACUGGUCCAGCAAUUGACUAUUCGUGCAUGCAUUGCCAUUAUUAUUUGCUGUGUGGCAAAGCGUUUUAUAUCCCCCAACUAUCCCUAUUUAUUCUUGAGUAAACAGAACAUUUUGGGUUAUUUAUAUAACUAAAUCUCUAAUACCAUGGAAAAAGACCUCACAAAAAGCCAACUGUAAACAUGAUAAGGUAAAUAACUUCACCUGCUGUUGCUUCCCAGCUCAUAUUGCCAUUUUCAAAGCAUGCUCCUCUAAUUUUGUAAUGACAGCAGUUUAUAGAAGUUUGCUUUACACAUUUGCUCCUCGAGUCUGUGUUGUAAUACACUAAUGGCAACACCCAGCAGUCUCAGCUAGCUAGCUCCCAAAAGUUGCAUUGAUGCAUUAGCAGUUUUUGAAUUAGGCUAGUUAGCUGUGCACAUGUCUGUGUGUUGCCGUCUUUCUUACCCUUUUGUUACAAAAUACUUUCUAACAGUCUGAUUUAUAAAAACUGUAGCUAUAACUUUGUUGCUAAUUGCUUUUUAAAAACUUGUUAUCAAGGAGUGUGAAAAGUAGCUAGUUUGUUUUGGGCUGUGAUUGCUAGCUAAUUAGUCGGCUAAAGCAACGUUAACAUGCAGCCAUCAGUUAGCUAGGAUGAAUGUUUUUAUUUCUAAGAUAAUAUUUGCUUAGCUAAUUCAUCAGGUGUUUAGGCUAAGUCGUGGGUAGCUGACCUGAUACUUGCAAUAUUGUGACAAACUGAUCAGAUAGUGUGAAAAGAUUCAUGUAUUGCAUCGAGAUGAGCUCAUUGAAUGCUGUUAAAGACAUAGUCACGGGACACCAUUACAGUUAAUUGAACAUUAGUUUGCAAGUACUGUAAACACACUUGUUUGUUUGACAUCAUGAAAACACUCCAGUCUCCCAUUUAUUAAAGAACAGAUAAUCAAUGUAUGGUUGUCAGUAAGGUCAGUAGUUCAGGAUUAAGAAAUCCACAAGGAGUUAACUCAAAAAUCAAAGCUUCAUCAAAUAUUUACACACAAAGACUGGACCAAAAUGCAUGAUGAGUUCACAUCCUACUGUAUAUCAUUAUUUUGGGAAUUCAUCCUUUGUGGUGUGUCAUAGGCUUGCAUCAUUUAAACCUGGAAGUGAUAUAAUGUUUGUUAAUAUUUGUAUUGUUUUAAAAGCUGGUUCAAUUCAU
This is a messenger RNA of Cottoperca gobio, 3794 nucleotides long. RefSeq names its product solute carrier family 1 member 4 (gene slc1a4). The transcript has 8 exons. Gene Ontology annotation, molecular function: L-serine transmembrane transporter activity; L-aspartate transmembrane transporter activity; symporter activity. Lineage: Eukaryota; Metazoa; Chordata; Actinopteri; Perciformes; Bovichtidae. Bases 94 to 1689 code for a protein of 531 amino acids. Gene Ontology annotation, biological process: L-glutamate transmembrane transport; L-serine transport. The record is from RefSeq and is a predicted model, not a curated record. Gene Ontology annotation, cellular component: plasma membrane.